UGUUUUUAAGUACCUACUACGUGCCAGGCACCAUGCUAGGCGCUAGUGAUUCCAAGACAAAAACAAAGGCAGUCCCUGUCUGCGAGGAUUUCCAUUCACUUGACAUACAGUGUCUCGUUUGGUUAUCUUUCACACUAAGCCCAUGCUGUAGACUGUAGACAGUGCAAAUAUUAUUUGUAUUUUACAGAUGAGAAAAUAUAGCCUCAGAGAGUAAAGGGACUUGCCCAGGGUCACACAGAGUAAAGGGACUUGCCCAGGGUCACACAGUACUUGUCAUCGAGGAUUUGCAGAAUCAACCUUUAGAGCUGGGAGGGAGCUCAGAGGCUACCUCCUUCUUUUAUACAUGAGAUGGGUGACUGGACCAAGACCAUACAGGCAGGGACCAGCAGACUUGGGAUGAGAACCGAGGUCUCUUGACUCGAGUCUGGUAUUUUCCUGGGAUGCCUGGCCUCUCGUGAGAUGCCUUUGUGUCUCUCAGAUGACAGACAGACUUGCCUACAGACUACUUUUAAUGGGCUCUUAGCCAAGGAAGGCCAAAGAGAAGAUGGGGCUGUCUCGGGGCUUCUUCCUGGGGAGAAGAGAGCCACAGAAGCCGAUGGACAUAGAGAGUCGCCUCGUGGGCAGUGGAGGCCAGGUGCGCCUGCGACCGAGAUGCCAUCUGGAAACUUAAAAGAGUCCAACAAGGGAAAAGGCCAAUGAUUUGGAGCUUGAGGUCAAAAGGGCCUUUCGAUGCUAGAUGAGGACUGGUUGGUCAGCUGGUCAGCCCCUGGGCAUGUCAUAAGCUCCUGCUGUGUGCCAGGCCCCAUGCCAAGCACUGGGGAUUCACAGAGAGGGAAAUGCCAGCCCCUGGGGGCACCCAGGGAUAUUUCCUCUGCAGAAGAGGAAGCUGUGGGUCCCUCUUCCCCUUCACACCUAGCUUCAGAGGGGAGAAGGAUGAGUCUUGGGGGGCUUUGACCCUCGAGGGCAGAACUAACAGAAGUGGGUGGAUCGUAGACAGUUUUUGGUCCUGGCAGAGUGGAAGGGCUGCCCAUUGGAGACCCUCAAGCAGAGACAAGAUGGCGGCCCCUCGUCACCCUGUUCCAAUGGGCCUUCCUUUUCCCUUGUCUCAGCUAAGACAGAAGAGGGGCAAAGGCUGGGCCAUCAGGUUUCAGUGAGUCGCCCAGGGUCGUGCAUCCAGGCAGAGGCACUGCUGUGACUCGUCACCGAUGGUUUCCCAUCACAGCCCUCUCCUUUCGGAUCUCAGACUGACAUUUGGGGUGCCUGGCCCCCCUCUUCCUGUCUUAUCUGUUGGGGCCACCCUAGGUGGCAGGGCCAGAUAGCACAUGGCCCUUCCUGGUGGCCGGAUGCCAGCCUCCACUAUCGGGAAAGCGUGACUGUGCCAAGUAGGGUGCGGAAAAAACAUUCUCUAGUGUUUGUGGUGGUGGAGAUAGGCAGAGGCUGUGUGGUGGGCUGGAUGAGACAGCAGAAAAUAAAAUGCUGAGUUUUGUUUUGGUCAAGAAGGACUGUAAGAGGGGUGGCUGGGGGCACAGAAGAUAGAGAGAAUCAAGGCUGUAGACCAGACGUCCUGCGUUCCAAUCUGACCUCAGAUACUUCCUAGCUGGGUGACCCUAGGUUCCUUAGAAAGAGAGCGCGGACGGUAUGCAAAGUUGUGAAAUCUCUGGUGACAGUGCGGAUGACCCUCUCAGUCGUGGCUUGCGGAGAAGGAGACAACCGCGAGUGGUCGUGAUCGGCGCUGGCCUGGCCGGUCUGGCUGCCACCAAAGCCCUCCUGGAGCACGGCUUCACGGAUGUCAUAGUACUCGAGGCAUCAGACCGCAUCGGAGGCCGCGUGCAGAGCGUGAAACUCGAACACGCCACCUUUGAGCUGGGAGCUACCUGGAUCCAUGGUUCCCAUGGAAACCCAGUCUACCAUCUAGCAGAAGAGAAUGGCUUACUGGAAGAGACGACGGAUGGCGAGCGCAGUGUGGGCCGGAUCAGCCUCUACUCCAAGAAUGGCGUGGCCUACUACCUCACCAAUCGUGGCCAAAGAAUCCCUAAGGAUGUGGUUGAGGAAUUCAGCGAUUUAUACAACGAGGUCUAUAACCUGACCCAGGAGUUCUUCCAGCGAGGUAAACCAGUCAAUGCUGAGAGUCAGAACAGUGUGGGCGUCUUCACCCGAGAAGAAGUGCGGAACCGCAUCAAAGCCGAUCCCGAUGAUUCGGAGACCACCAAACGCCUGAAGCUUGCCAUGAUCCAGCAGUAUCUGAAGGUGGAGAGCUGUGAGAGUAGCUCCCACAGCAUGGACGAGGUAUCCCUCAGCGCCUUCGGAGAGUGGACAGAGAUUCCGGGAGCGCACCAUGUCAUCCCCUGUGGCUUCAUGCGCAUCGUGGAACUCCUGGCUCAGGACAUCCCGGACCGCGUCAUCCAGUUGGGCAAGGCGGUCCGCUGUGUGCACUGGGACCAGGCAUCGGCCCGGCGUGGGGGCCCCCACAUCGAGCACCUGGCCGACCACAAUAGCGACCCCUCUGACGAAGGCAGGGAGGAUCCCGGGGAGGAUGGAAGCGAGGGAAGGGAAGGAGAGGGAAGCUGGUGGCCGGUGGCCGUGGAGUGUGAGGAUUGCGAGGUGAUCCCGGCUGACCACGUGAUCGUGACCGUGUCCCUGGGCGUCCUCAAGAAGCAUCACUCCACCCUCUUCCGGCCGGGGCUGCCCUCUGAGAAGGCGGGAGCCAUCCGCCGCCUGGGCAUCGGGACCACUGACAAGAUCUUCCUGGAGUUCGAGGAGCCCUUCUGGGGGGCCGAAUGCAACAGCCUCCAGUUCGUGUGGGAGGACGAGGCUGAGAGUCGUAGCCUCACCUACCCCGAGGAGCUGUGGUACCGCAAGAUCUGCGGCUUCGAUGUCCUCUACCCUCCGGAACGCUACGGCCACGUGCUCAGCGGCUGGAUCUGCGGGGAGGAGGCACUCGUCAUGGAGAAGUGUGACGAUGAGGCUGUGGCCGAGAUCUGCACAGAGAUGCUUCGGAAGUUCACAGGGAACCCUGACAUUCCAAAGCCUCGCCGGAUUUUCCGCUCCUCCUGGGGCAGCAACCCCCACUUCCGGGGCUCCUACUCCUACACCCAGGUGGGCUCCAGUGGGGCUGAUGUGGAGAGACUGGCCAAACCGCUGCCUUACACGGAGAGCUCCAAGAGCGCGCCCAUGCAGGUGCUGUUUUCCGGCGAGGCCACACACCGCAAAUACUACUCCACCACCCACGGGGCCCUGCUGUCCGGCCAGCGCGAGGCGGCGCGCCUCAUCGAGAUGUACCAAGACCUCUUCCAUGGCGAGCCCUGAGGAAGCCGCGGCUCGGGAGCCUCUUCCCGGCCCUUCCUGGACCUCAGAGUUGAUUUUAAUCCAUUUCCUUUUAGGGGCAGAAGCCUCUGCUUUCACCCAGGGCCUCCUGUAGCUUCCCUCCUUCCUGUACUGUACCUUCGCGGGGCCGGGCUGGCUCUGCACACCCUUCCGGCGGGACUUCCUGGUGCCUCAGUUUCUCUCUCCCCUCCCUCCCCGCUCUGUAUUGUAAGUGCCUUUGAUGCUUUUGGAAUAAAAGAGGCGUCUCGGUC
This is a messenger RNA of Monodelphis domestica (gray short-tailed opossum), 3575 nucleotides long. RefSeq names its product spermine oxidase (gene SMOX). NCBI's taxonomy places the organism in Eukaryota, Metazoa, Chordata, Mammalia, Didelphimorphia, Didelphidae. Gene Ontology annotation, molecular function: polyamine oxidase activity. Gene Ontology annotation, biological process: spermine catabolic process. The record is from RefSeq and is a predicted model, not a curated record.